GGACCCCGCCUUUAAGACACGUGGUUGGCUUCUUAUCAAGAUGGCGUCUCAGACUGAGUCUUUACCCGAUGCUCUCCUGGAAGCUCUGGCAGAAAAGGGUCGAGUAGAUUCCUAUGAAUAUGCUACUAGUGUUGGUAGAAAUCACCAAGACGUGGUUGGAGCCGUAAAGAGUUUGGAAUCCGUUGGAGAUGUUAUAAAGACAGAGCAGAAACAGACUGAAUUGUGGGAGCUGACAGAAGAAGGUAAAGAGAUAGCUGAGAAUGGUUCGCAUGAGGUUAGACUCUUUGAAGCAGUCGAUCAAUCAAAUGGAACACCACAAAAUGAACUGAUGUCUACAGUUCCUAAUGCUAAGAUUGGUUUCAGCAAGGCAAUGUCCAACAAAUGGCUAAGGAUAGACAAAUCAUCACCAGGCCCACCACAAGUUUAUAGAAACGUGGAGUCAGUGACUGAUACUGUCCGUAAGUUAUUGUGUUCCCUCAAAGGUGAGAGUGGGAGGGGAGAACUAUCCGACGAGAAUUUGAAGGAAUUUAAGAAGAGGAAGCUCAUCACUAACACUAUAAUAAAAAGUUACGUAAUCACACAGGGUCCUAGCUUUACGACUAGCAUCAGUAAGAAGAGUACAGAGCUUACUGCUGAAAUGAUACAAAAUGGUUCAUGGAAGAAUGAAGAAUUCAAGUCUUACAAUUUCAAUGCACUAGGAGCUCCUCUUGCCACUGGUCACCUCCAUCCAUUGCUUAAAGUUAGGACCGAAAUACGACAAAUAUUCCUUGAGAUGGGAUUUUGUGAAAUGCCUACGAAUAAUUUCAUUGAGAGCUCCUUUUGGAAUUUUGAUGCUCUUUUCCAGCCUCAGCAGCACCCUGCCCGUGAUGCUCACGACACAUUCUUUUUAAAAGAUCCCCAGUUUUCUUAUGAUUUCCCUACCGAAUAUUUAGAGAGAGUGAAGACCAUGCACCAGACAGGAGGACAUGGAUCAAUAGGUUAUCAAUAUGACUGGAAGUUAGAGGAAGCUCAGAAGAACAUUCUCCGGACUCACACUACUGCUGUUAGCACAAGAAUGCUCUACAAACUUGGACAACAAGUGGGUGUGGUUCAUUCAAAUGAAUAA
Amphimedon queenslandica is the source of this 1105-nucleotide messenger RNA. RefSeq names its product phenylalanine--tRNA ligase alpha subunit-like. Gene Ontology annotation, biological process: phenylalanyl-tRNA aminoacylation. NCBI's taxonomy places the organism in Eukaryota, Metazoa, Porifera, Demospongiae, Haplosclerida, Niphatidae. The transcript is spliced from 9 exons. The record is from RefSeq and is a predicted model, not a curated record. Gene Ontology annotation, cellular component: phenylalanine-tRNA ligase complex; cytosol; cytoplasm. Gene Ontology annotation, molecular function: tRNA binding; ATP binding; phenylalanine-tRNA ligase activity. The coding region runs from base 41 to 1105 and encodes 354 amino acids.